Molecule: messenger RNA, 988 nt
Organism: Lycium barbarum (goji berry)
Lineage: Eukaryota; Viridiplantae; Streptophyta; Magnoliopsida; Solanales; Solanaceae
Product: mitochondrial import inner membrane translocase subunit TIM17-2-like
Exons: 1
Coding region: 122-772 (216 amino acids)
Biological process (GO): protein import into mitochondrial matrix
Cellular component (GO): TIM23 mitochondrial import inner membrane translocase complex; mitochondrial inner membrane
Molecular function (GO): transmembrane protein transporter activity
Source: RefSeq, a predicted model, not a curated record
AAGGGCCACUUUCGUCAUUCAACACAAAAUAUAGCAGCCCCUUGUCCAAGUCUCAAACCUAACAAACCACCCUUCAUUCUCUCUAGUUUCUUUCUCCCAAAAACCCUACUCUCUUUCCUCCAUGGCAACACCAGAAACAUCACGAGAACCAUGUCCAGACCGCAUCCUAGACGAUCUCGGUGGUGCAUUCGGUAUGGGUGCAGUAGGCGGUUCCGCAUUCCACUUCAUUAAAGGGCUCUACAAUUCACCUAAAGGCGAGCGCUUAAUCGGUGGCACACAAGCUGUUCGUAUGAAUGCACCUAGGAUUGGUGGUAGUUUCGCUGUAUGGGGUGGUUUGUUCUCAGUAUUUGAUUGUAGUAUGGUUUAUGUUAGACAAAAAGAAGAUCCUUGGAACUCUAUUUUUGCAGGUGCUGCUACUGGUGGGUUUCUUCAGAUGAGACAAGGUGUAAGGGCUGCUUCAAGGUCUGCGGUUUUUGGUGGGGUUCUUCUUGCGCUUAUUGAAGGUGCUGGUAUUAUGUUGAAUAAAGCUAUGGUUGCUCCACAAGAAGCUCCUAUUUUUGUUGAUGAUCCUUUAGGGCUACCUGGUGGGCCCUCUGUUCAUGGUAAUCAGGUUCCACAAGAAGAAAACGCGUCGUCGUCCUCGUGGUUUGGAGGAGGGUGGUUUGGUCAAGGAAAGAAAGAGGAAGAGAAGAAGAGUGGUGGUGGAUCAUCAAAAGUGGAGAUUUUGGAGAGUUUUGAUUCACCUAUGCCUCCCACUUUUGAAUUUAAGUGAUUUGAUUCAAUCAAGUUACCUUGUUUUGGUUGAAUAUUAUAUUGUCUUGAUGGAAACAAUUUAAAGCACUGAUCUUUGUUGUAGAUUAAAUGUGUUUCGCUUUGUAGGAGUAGGAAUUAGUUUCACAAUGUGAUUUUCUUGAUUUUUGUUACUGAGAUUGAUAUGUUCUGUUACUUUUGAAUGCAAGUGAAAUUACAGAUGAUGUGAUUCAAUCAA